Elaeis guineensis (African oil palm) is the source of this 984-nucleotide messenger RNA. Its product is annotated as protein BEARSKIN1-like. Gene Ontology annotation, molecular function: DNA binding. NCBI's taxonomy places the organism in Eukaryota, Viridiplantae, Streptophyta, Magnoliopsida, Arecales, Arecaceae. The record is from RefSeq and is a predicted model, not a curated record. Gene Ontology annotation, biological process: regulation of DNA-templated transcription.
AUGGCGUCAUCUUCUUCAUCAAACUCUGGAGUUCCACCAGGGUUUCGGUUUCACCCGACCGAUGAGGAGCUCCUCCUUUUCUAUCUAAAGAAGAAGAUCUCGUUCGAGAAGUUUGAUAUGGAGGUGAUCAGAGAGAUUGAUUUGAACAAGGUAGAGCCAUGGGACUUGCAAGAGAGAUGCAGAAUAGGAUCCACACCUCAAAACGAAUGGUACUUCUUCAGCCACAAGGACCGCAAGUACCCCACCGGGUCGAGGACCAACCGCGCCACCAACGCCGGCUUCUGGAAGGCGACCGGCCGGGACAAGUGCAUCAGGACCACCUACAAGAAGAUCGGCAUGCGGAAGACCCUCGUCUUCUACCGCGGCCGCGCCCCCCACGGCCAGAAGACCGACUGGAUCAUGCACGAGUACCGCCUCGAAGACUCCGACGACGCCAACGGCAGCGGCGCUGAGGAUGGAUGGGUGGUGUGCCGGGUGUUCAAGAAGAAGUGCUUCUUAAUCGGGACCGGCGGCGGCACGAGCCAAGCCUCGGAGAACCACAUGGGUGGCCCGGCGAGCCAUGACCACCAGCCCAGGCCACUGAGCUCUCAAUACAUCCAUCCACACCAUGGCUUCCACCACCACCACCACCACCACCACCAUCCAGUCUCUAACUUAUACUACUCUCAAUUGCCUCCACAGUCCUACUCUCCUGUCCAGGUGCAGGAUCUGCUAACCAACCAUCGGCCGGCGGGCUACGACUUCUCGGUGCUCCCGACCGAGUCGUCGGCGAUGGUCAAGCCAUAUGAAGGAGGGCUCGAGGUCGGCGCCUGCGAGGGGAUGCAGCAGGUGGGUGAGGGAAGGGAUCAGAGCUCGAAUGAUUGGGCGGUGCUCGACGGAAUUGAUGGGAGGUUCGGAGGCGCCGGAGGUGCGGCGGUGCAGCAGAUGAAUCAGAUUUCCGGCCAACCUGGUGGUGAGAUGGAGUUGUGGGGAUAUGGGAAGUAG